AAUAGUGUUUAAUGUUUACAGGAAAAUACACGAACGCUUAGAUCGCAUAGAAGCAGAAAUGAAACGAGUAAAUUCCAUUGUAGAAAAAAUUUUUAAAUGCGUCCAAAAUCGCCAUCGCGCACCGCAGAAACCGGCUAUUUUUCUCAUAGCGUCGCUUUCGGACAUGGAUGCUUUUGAAAAGAUCGACGAAGAUGGAUAUUCCAACGCCGUAAAUUAUUUCUGUUAUAUUGGCGGUUUUAAUUUGAGAGAAGCUGUGAACAUCUGCUUNAAAGAAAGUUUGAAGGAUACUCUCGUGCCGAAUUUUACAUGGUGGGGCCGUGAAGGACAUCGGUCAUUAUAUGAUACUCGUCUUAUUAUGGCGAUUUAUGAUAGCGUGUGCCAAAACAAAUACUUUGAAAAACCAACGCGCUCUGAAUUCCAAGUGCAAAUGCGCGAGGCAUUGAGGAUGUCUAAGGAGAGACACAGGAGCAGAUCACGCAGGAAGACUGUUCCAAACGGCGGCGGCGCAAAGAUCCAACGAUGUGAUCUAUGGAACGACAGGGAAUUGAAUGAAAGUACGGAUCAAGAACUUACAAAUGAUUAGACAAAACAAUACGGAAACUAUGCCACGCGAAAGAUUGGGGAAAACUAUAUAAGUUUGAUGAAGAAGACGAGAAGAAGGAGAAAAAACUACGUGAAGAAGACUAUAUUACUCAACUAGUGGAUUGAACAACAUAUAAUAUUGUUAUUUCUCAUAUUUUCUGUACAGUAAUUAAUGAAGCCAAAUAUGACUAAGACAGAUAACUGGUUUGUGUUUAUCUCACUGUCAAAACAGCUAUCUGUCUCACAUAAGUUAUAUCCAGAUUCAUUUGCUGGACAGAAUGCUUGAUCUAUAUAUAUAUACAUAUAUAUAUAUAGACCAGAUCGCUAUGAAGA
This is a messenger RNA of Pseudomyrmex gracilis, 915 nucleotides long. RefSeq lists its product as uncharacterized. Bases 59 to 583 code for a protein of 174 amino acids. The transcript has 5 exons. Lineage: Eukaryota; Metazoa; Arthropoda; Insecta; Hymenoptera; Formicidae. The record is from RefSeq and is a predicted model, not a curated record.